AAAGUAUAGAUAGUUCGUUAACGACUCUGAUCGUGUACCAAGCUCGUAUUAUUCGCGAAAGAUUUUCGUAUAUUUUUUAUUUAUGUAAACUCAAAGUCAAAAGUUCUGAAGGAGGUUCUGUGGUGCAAAAAUUAUUUUAUCAAGUGUACUUUCAGAUAAUAAACAUUUUGUGAAAAUAAAUCGUGCAUACAGAUGUAAGAAUCUUCUAUAAUGAUAAAACUUACAGGUUAAAUUUCAUAAGGAUAAAAGACAUGUAUCGAGCUCCAAGCUUAUUGCUGUCUAGUAAUACUGCAAUGCCUCAAACACAUACUUUGACGCACAAACAAAAAUGUUCUUAUUCUUAUUAUGAAUGCAUGCAACCUUGCUUAGAAGUUUAUUCUUACUGCCCAAAGCAUAUCUUAGAAGAUCCAAAUGCUCCAUACACACAAUGUAAUUAUAUUUAUAGUAUAAAUGGUCGCAAAUGUCAAAAUGCUGCACAUAUUCUAGAUAAAAAAGAAAUAUCGUAUUGUCCAGAACAUACACGAAGAGCACAAAUUGCUCGUACCAAAUCUGCAUCUAAGCAUUCUUUACCAGAGAGUCCUGAAACAAUACUGUUAGGUCUCAAGCAUUAUGUCAAAUCUUCUGACUCGCUCAAAGCAAGUAUUAAAAUUGAGUCCAAUGAAAACCAACUGACAGAACCCCAAGAAAAAUCAGAAAUUCUAAAUCCUUUUACUCAAAUGAAACCUCAUGAAAUAAAUGCAAGAGGACCAGAUAUUCUAGACGAUGCAAGUUCAUCAGACAGUGAUGUUGAACCUACUUGGAUUAAUGAAACUGUUAGAGGUAUUUAUUUUGAAGAUAGUGACAAUGAAAGCUUACAUAGCCUUGAAGAGGAUCCUCUCAAACAUGCGGAUGUAUAUACUACAGAAGAAAUAGUUUAUAUAACUAAAGAAAAAUUAAUACGAUUACAAACCUUGUACAUGGAUCAGUAUAAAAAACUACAAGCAACUUAUAAAGAUAGAAAAAGAAAAUAUCAUCAAGCUUUAAAAAAAGAAAAGGAAACUUCAUGUAGUAUCCAUGAUCAGCCUAAAGAUACUGCGAAAGAAAAAAAAAUAUACCAAAAGUUUAAAGCAUUGAACAAUUAUCAUAAACGUAGUGGGAUUGAAGCGAUAUUGCAUAAAAAGUCGUUAGAGCGUAAAGCAAAAAUUUCUGAUGGACCAAUACAAAAAGGCCCUAGUGUUCAAAAAUGUAUUUUUACUGAAGGAGGAGUUAAAUGUGGUGACCGAACUCUUCCAUCUUCUAAAUAUUGUCGAAAACAUAUUUUGAAAGAUCAAAUGCAAGUUUUAUUCAAAGCUUGCGGAGCUGUUGAGGGGGAUACUGAAUGCCACGAACCUGUAACUGUUAUAUUUGAUAAAUAUUGUGUCUUCCAUUCCAAAGUUCCUUCUGACUUCAAAUUAGAACCUACAAAGUUUAAAGAUGUAAAACCUCAAUGGAAGGAAGACUUCUCAACUGAUAAAAUGAAGAUGGGCAUAAGUGAUUUGGAAGGUAAUCAAGAAAUAGAUCCUGACGAUGAUAUUGCUGGUAUAAUGCGUGAAAUGAAUGAUAUUGAAAAUAAAAAAACUAUGCUGAAUGAUAGUUUAAAUAGUGAAGCAAGUACAGAUACUGCUUUUAGUCUAAAUGCUCAAAUGAGUGACAGGGAUGAUUUAGUAUAGUACAAGUUGUUUAGAUCUUUAACUUGUAAAAGUGUACAAAUGUAAAUAUGGUGUUUUUAAUUGUAAUAAUUUAAUUUUUUGAAGUUUAUAAGAACAUAAAUGAGUUGAAAGUUAUUUUUUUAUCAUUCAAUAGGUAUUUUUCUUAGAUUGAAAAGCAAAAUGAAUCUGAGAAAAUGUAAAAAA
This is a messenger RNA of Trichogramma pretiosum, 1871 nucleotides long. It is a transcript of the gene dgt1, whose product is annotated as KAT8 regulatory NSL complex subunit 2. The record is from RefSeq and is a predicted model, not a curated record. The transcript is spliced from 7 exons. Gene Ontology annotation, cellular component: NSL complex. Bases 252 to 1688 code for a protein of 478 amino acids. NCBI's taxonomy places the organism in Eukaryota, Metazoa, Arthropoda, Insecta, Hymenoptera, Trichogrammatidae.